Messenger RNA from Naegleria gruberi, 480 nucleotides. RefSeq lists its product as uncharacterized. The coding region runs from base 1 to 480 and encodes 159 amino acids. The record is from RefSeq and is a predicted model, not a curated record. NCBI's taxonomy places the organism in Eukaryota, Heterolobosea, Eutetramitea, Acrasida, Naegleriidae. The transcript has a single exon.
AUGUCUCUAUUCCUUAAUGAAAAACCAUCAAAGAAGACUUUCCUCAAUCCCGAGGUGUUUGAAGUGUUGGUACAUUAUUCGGAGAGUUGUGAUGAGAUUAUUGGGAUGUUUGAAGAGAUUUUGAAUGAUUUGGAUCCGAAUUGCUUUAUGAGAAAAUUGAAUUGGUAUAAGAGUGUGGUGGAGAAGGAGACCAUGUUGAAUGGAGUAAUUGAUUAUAGGAUGGGAUUUGACUGUUGCUAUGGAAAUGUUUGUGUUUUUCAUUAUAAGAGAAGAGAAAGAUAUUGUAGAGUAUUUGAGGAACCAUUUGGGAGGGAAGAAAUUAUGGAAUGGUUCAAGUCGAUUGAGGAAGGAUCAGCUCAAAAACUUGAGAUUAGUGAGGAACCAUAUGUAAAUAAUGAGCAAAUGAUUGUAUACAAGAAUUUUAAAGAAAAGAUUUCUAUUCCUGAUAAGGAUGUUUUUGUCAUUCUUACUCAAGGUUAG